Molecule: messenger RNA, 6465 nt
Organism: Coniosporium apollinis CBS 100218
Lineage: Eukaryota; Fungi; Ascomycota; Dothideomycetes
Product: glutamate synthase [NADPH]
Exons: 5
Coding region: 1-6465 (2154 amino acids)
Molecular function (GO): iron ion binding; iron-sulfur cluster binding; flavin adenine dinucleotide binding
Source: RefSeq, a predicted model, not a curated record
AUGGGUCUUGUCUCGUUCGCAGAGGAAACAAAAAUCUACGAAGCCGACAUCGAUACCCCGAAUGAACAACCGGAGGAGCCUGUGAACGUCUACAGAUACCAGGAAACGCCAGAGAACAAGUCAUGGGCUGCCGCGUUGCCACUGAAGCAGGGUCUGUACGACCCUGAGUUGGAGAAGGAUGCUUGUGGUGUUGGCUUUGCUGCCCACAUAAAGGGCAAGGCGAGCCACAAGAUCAUCAGCGAUGCUAAAAGCCUUCUCUGCAACAUGACCCAUCGGGGUGCCGUGGGUUCAGAUGCCAGGGACGGCGACGGUGCAGGUGUAAUGACCUCCAUCCCUCAUAAGUUCUUCCUCAAGAACUUUGAGCGCGAGCAAGGGAUCAAGCUCCCUCCGCAAGGGCAGUACGCCGCCGGUAACCUGUUCUUCAAGCCGGAUACCGAGGUUCUCAAGGACACAAUUGCCACUUUCGAAGAGACGGCAGAUUCACUGGACCUUCGGGUACUUGGCUGGCGGGAGGUGCCAAAGGACUCAACCCUGCUUGGACCGGCUGCUCUAUCGAGAGAGCCGAUCAUCUUGCAGCCAUUCGUUGUGUUGAAGUCCGCGUAUGGCGACGGCAACGCGCCGAAGGACACCUUCGCUGAGGAGUACGACGAGUCACGGUUCGAGCGUCAGCUCUACGUGCUUCGCAAACGAGCCACCCACGUGAUUGGCCUUCACAACUGGUUCUAUCUUUGCUCGUUGAGCAACAAGAACAUUGUAUACAAGGGUCAGCUGGCGCCUGUCCAAGUAUACGAAUAUUACUACGAUCUGCUGUCCGUCGACUACGAAGGCCACUUCGCCCUUGUCCACUCACGGUUCUCCACCAACACAUUCCCCAGCUGGGACAGAGCACAGCCGCUACGGUGGGCCGCUCACAACGGUGAAAUCAACACAUUGCGAGGAAACAAGAACUGGAUGCGGGCACGAGAAGGCGUUCUGAAGUCGGACCUCUUCGGUGACGACCUAGAGCUGCUUUAUCCCAUCAUCGAGGACGGCGGUUCCGAUUCGGCAGCUUUCGACAAUGUGCUCGAGUUGCUGGUCAUCAACGGCGUGCUCUCUCUACCAGAGGCGGUGAUGCUCAUGGUACCAGAGGCAUGGCAAGGCAACGAUUCGCUGGAUCCUGCAAAGCAGGCCUUCUACGAGUGGGCUGGCUGCAUGAUGGAGCCUUGGGACGGCCCAGCUCUUUUCACUUUCUCCGACGGCAGGUACUGCGGUGCCAAUCUUGAUCGAAACGGCCUCCGUCCCUGCAGAUACUACGUAACGGAUGAUGACCGUAUUGUCUGCGCCUCCGAAGUUGGUACCAUCGCCAUUGAGCCGGAGAGGAUUGUGCAGAAGGGUAGACUGCAGCCUGGGAGGAUGCUUCUCGUUGAUACGGUGGCUGGUCGUAUCGUCGAUGACAAUGAGCUCAAGAACAGUGUAGCAAACCGUCAUGACUUCCGGUCAUGGAUAGAGAAGCAGCUCAUUACUAUGUCCAGCAUAUACAACCGACUUCUAGAGCAGGGCACUGAUCUCUCUCACGAGAUCACUGACACUCGCGUUCAGGAGGAUCCACGCCUCAGGGCUUUCGGCUACUCCUUGGAGCAAGUCAGUUUGCUUCUUGGGCCUAUGGCUGCAGAUUCCAAGGAAGCAUUGGGUUCCAUGGGCAACGACGCACCGCUCGCAUGUCUCGCGAAGCAGCCACGUCUGCUCUACGAGUACUUCCGCCAGCUCUUCGCCCAGGUCACCAACCCUCCUAUUGACCCUAUCCGAGAAGCCAUCGUCAUGUCUCUGGAGGCUUACGUUGGACCACAAGGUAACCUACUCGAGAUGGACGAAUCACAGUGCCACCGUCUCCUUCUCCCAUCGCCCAUCCUGUCGAUUGAGGAGUUCAAUGCUCUAAGCAAGAUCAACACCCUUCAUCCCGACUGGAAAGUCAAGGUUAUUGACAUCACCUUUCCCAAGAAGCAAGGCAUCCAAGGCUACAUCGACCACCUCGACAAGAUCUGUGAUGCAGCAACAGAGGGUAUCAAGAACGGCGACAACGUGCUGAUUCUAUCCGAUCGAGCUGUCUCAUCAGAUCGAGUUGCGGUCUCCGCUCUAUUGGCCACUGGUAUGGUCCAUCAUCACCUCGUCAAGAACAGGUGGCGUUCACAGGCUGCGCUUAUCGUCGAAACCGGUGAGGCUCGCGAGGUGCAUCACAUGUGUGUCCUCGUCGGCUACGGCGCCGAUGCAAUCUGCCCUUACCUAGCCAUAGAGUGCAUCCUCAAGAUGAACCGCGAGGGCCUCAUUCGGAAGAAGCUGUCCCCCGAGCAGCUCAUCGACAACUACCGGCACUCUUGCGACGGAGGCAUCCUGAAAGUGAUGAGCAAGAUGGGCAUUUCCACACUUCAGAGCUACAAGGGUGCCCAGAUCUUCGAGGCACUCGGUAUCGACGACGCGGUCGUUGACCGGUGCUUCACCGGCACAGCUAGCCGUAUCAAGGGUAUGACUCUUGAACUCAUCGCUCAAGAUGCUUUUGCUCUCCACGAGAAGGGAUUCCCAACACGAAGCAUCGUCGAAAUUCCCGGCCUAGCUGAAACGGGCGAGUACCACUGGCGCGAUGGUGGUGAGCCGCACGUCAAUGAUCCUACGGCUAUCGCCAACAUUCAGGACGCUGUCCGCACCAAGAACGACAAGUCGUACGAGGCAUACUCGAUCUCUGAGUACGAGCGGAUUAAAGACUGCACAUUGCGGGGCAUGCUUGAUUUCAACUUCGACGAUUGCGCACCUAUUCCUAUCGAUCAGGUUGAGCCAUGGACCGAGAUUGUGCGUCGUUUCGUUACCGGAGCCAUGUCUUACGGUUCCAUCUCCAUGGAGUCGCACUCGACCCUUGCUGUUGCCAUGAACAGGCUUGGCGGCAAGUCCAAUACCGGUGAAGGUGGUGAGGAUCCGGAAAGAAGCUUGCGAUUGGAUAACGGCGAUACCAUGAGGUCUGCCAUCAAGCAGGUCGCCUCCGGCCGUUUCGGUGUCACCAGCAACUAUCUCGCGGACGCCGAUGAGCUACAGAUCAAGAUGGCUCAAGGUGCUAAGCCUGGUGAAGGUGGUGAGCUUCCAGGCCACAAGGUCUCCGGCCCAAUCGCAAAGACGCGGCACUCUACGCCAGGUGUUGGUUUGAUUUCGCCGCCACCGCAUCACGACAUCUACAGUAUCGAGGAUUUGAAACAAUUGAUCUAUGAUCUCAAGUGCUCGAACCCGCGCGCCCGCAUCUCAGUCAAGCUUGUCUCCGAGACUGGUGUCGGUAUUGUGGCGUCUGGUGUCGCGAAGGCCAAAGCUGACCACAUCCUCAUCUCUGGUCACGAUGGUGGUACCGGUGCCUCCCGCUGGACCGGCAUCAAGUAUGCCGGUCUUCCGUGGGAAUUGGGUCUUGCGGAGACGCAUCAGACGCUCGUCCUGAAUGAUCUCCGUGGUCGUGUCAUCGUCCAGACGGAUGGCCAAAUCCGAACCGGACGUGAUGUCGCCAUCGCCUGCCUGCUUGGUGCUGAAGAGUGGGGCUUCGCCACAACGCCUCUCAUAGCUAUGGGCUGUAUUAUGAUGCGAAAAUGCCAUGCGAGUACCCCACUAUCUUCAUUGAAACUUAACACAUGCCCGGUAGGCAUCGCCACUCAAGAUCCGCAGCUGCGGAAGAAGUUCGAGGGGACGCCGGAGCAUGUCAUCAACUUCUUCUACUACAUCGCAAACGAGCUCCGUGCGAUCAUGGCAAAGCUGGGUUUCCGCACCAUCAACGAGAUGGUGGGCCGCUGCGAGAUGCUCCGCAUGCGCGACGAUCUACGAACAGCGAAGACCGAGAACAUCGAUCUGUCACUUAUCCUUACCCCUGCUCACACGCUCCGCCCCGGCGUUGCCACCUACAAUGUCAGGAAGCAGGAUCAUAAGCUUCAUGUGCGCCUCGACAACAAACUCAUCGCCGAGUCCGAGCUAGCCCUAGAGAAGGGUCUCCCCACCCGGAUUGAAUGCGACAUCCUUAACACCGACCGCACUCUUGGCGCCACGCUUUCAUACCAUAUCAGCAAGCGUUACGGCGAGGCCGGCUUGCCCCAAGACACCGUUCAUGCCAACAUCCGUGGCUCUGCUGGUCAGUCGUUCGGUGCGUACCUGGCACCGGGCGUAACGCUAGAGCUCGAGGGUGACGCGAACGACUACGUUGGUAAGGGCCUGUCCGGUGGCCGUCUCAUUGUCUACCCGCCGCGCGCUGCUGUCUUCAAGGCCGAGGAGAACGUACUGAUUGGCAACGUCUGCCUUUACGGUGCUACGAGCGGCACCUGCUUCUUCCGUGGCGUCGCUGCAGAGCGUUUCGCUGUCCGCAACUCCGGUGUCACUGCCGUUGUCGAAGGUGUCGGUGAUCAUGGCUGCGAGUACAUGACCGGAGGCCGUGUGCUCGUCCUUGGCAACACUGGCCGCAAUUUCGCUGCCGGUAUGUCCGGAGGCAUUGCUUACGUUCUCGACAUGCAUCACGACUUUGAGGGCAAGGUCAAUCAAGAGAUGGUUGAGCUUUCGGCCAUCGAAGAUCCUACCGAAAUCGCUUUCGUCCGCGGACUCAUAGAGGACCAUCACCAUUACACUGGCUCUGAGCUGGCGGCUCGUAUCUUGCUGGACUUCAGCCGUGCCCUGCCUCGCUUUGUCAAGAUCCUGCCUACCGACUACAAGCGCGUCAUGCAGGAGGAAGCCGCAAAGGCCGCUGAAGCGAAGAAGGCUGAGUACCCUCUUCCCAUUAUGCCUGGUAAUCCUGUCCGCACCGCACAUGAAGCAUCACGGAGGGCGGAGCACGAAGCCGAGAACAAGGAAAAGAAGAAGAAUGAUCUCCUCGACAUCGAAGAGAGCGUUGGCGAUGCCAAGGCUGAAAAGAAGAGAUCUUUGGUUCUUGACAAGACCCGCGGCUUCAUGAAGUACCAGCGACGUUCUGAGAAGUACAGGAACCCGAAGACCCGUACUCGCGACUGGCAAGAACUCUCUACACGCUUGAACGAAGAUGAACUCAAGUACCAGACAGCUCGUUGCAUGGACUGCGGUGUUCCCUUCUGCCAGUCCGACACUGGCUGCCCAAUCAGCAACAUCAUUCCGAAGUGGAAUGAGCUGGUCUUCCAGAACCAAUGGCGGGAUGCCUUGAACAGGUUGCUCAUGACCAAUAACUUCCCCGAAUUCACUGGCCGCGUCUGCCCCGCCCCUUGCGAGGGUGCUUGCGUCCUCGGUAUCAAUGAGGAUCCUGUUGGCAUCAAGUCCAUCGAAUGUGCCAUCAUCGACCGCGGGUUCGAGAUGGGCUGGAUGGUACCGUCGCCUCCGAAGUAUAGAAGCGGCAAGAGCGUCGCAAUCAUCGGUUCCGGUCCAGCUGGUCUUGCUUGCGCUGAUCAGCUCAAUAAGGCUGGACACAACGUCACGGUCUACGAGCGUUCUGACCGCGUUGGAGGGCUCUUGAUGUACGGCAUUCCCAAUAUGAAGCUCGACAAGAAGGUUGUUCAACGUCGUGUGGACUUCAUGGGCGCGGAAGGCAUCCAGUACCGGACUGGCGUUCAUGUUGGCGAGGGCGACGUCACUCUUGAAUCACUAAGAGCUGAGAACGACGCUGUUGUCAUCGCUACAGGUGCUACAGUCGCCAGAGACCUUCCUAUCCCCAACCGCAACCUUGACGGCAUCCACUUUGCCAUGCAGUUCCUGCACCGAAACACCAAGUCCCUCCUUGACUCGGAACUUUCGGACGGAGAGUACAUCUCCGCCAAGGACAAGCACGUUGUUGUCAUCGGAGGCGGUGAUACCGGCAACGAUUGCAUCGGUACCUCUGUGCGUCACGGAGCCAAGUCUGUCACCAACUUCGAGCUCCUUCCUCAGCCUCCGCCAAAGCGUGCCAGCGACAACCCUUGGCCGCAGUGGCCGCGUAUCUACAGGGUCGACUACGGCCACACCGAGGUCAAGACCCAUAUGGGCAAAGAUCCCCGUGAGUACUGCGUCAUGUCCAAGGACUUCGUCGAUGACGGCAACGGUAACGUCAAGGGCAUCAACACCGUGCGGGUUGAGUGGACAAAGAAUGUCACUGGUGGCUGGGACAUGAAGCAGAUCGAGGGAAGUGAACACCUCUUCCCGGCUGACCUUGUCCUCCUGUCUAUGGGCUUCUUGGGACCUGAGGACCGUGCCCUGGGUGGCAUAGUGGAGAAGGAUGCUCGCAAGAACAUCAAGACGCCGCCUGGCAAGUACAGCACCAGUGUCGAUGGCGUUUUCGCCGCUGGAGACUGUCGUCGUGGCCAGUCUCUCAUCGUUUGGGGCAUCAAUGAAGGCCGUAUGGCAGCACGUGAUGUCGACUCCUAUCUCACCGGUGUCGGCACUCAGCUUCCCGUUACCGGCGGCAUCGUCAAGCGUCCUCCCUACGAGCUUCUAAACAAGGUCAACGGCGCUCCCCCAGAGCUCAUCACUGCCGCCGCCUGA